Messenger RNA from Hyaena hyaena (striped hyena), 1209 nucleotides. RefSeq names its product N-6 adenine-specific DNA methyltransferase 1 (gene HEMK2). The record is from RefSeq and is a predicted model, not a curated record. Gene Ontology annotation, molecular function: S-adenosylmethionine-dependent methyltransferase activity; nucleic acid binding; protein methyltransferase activity. NCBI's taxonomy places the organism in Eukaryota, Metazoa, Chordata, Mammalia, Carnivora, Hyaenidae. Gene Ontology annotation, biological process: methylation. Bases 36 to 695 code for a protein of 219 amino acids. The transcript has 6 exons. Gene Ontology annotation, cellular component: eRF1 methyltransferase complex.
AUUGCGCACGCGCAACUUUGGCGCAUGCGCGUGGGAUGGAGAGGAGAAAGAUGGCGGCGCCGGGUCUUCCGACGCCGCUGCACGGACACGUGGGCCGAGGCGCCUUCAGCAAUGUGUACGAGCCAGCGGAGGAUACGUUCCUGCUGCUGGACGCGCUGGAGGCGGCAGCGGCCGAGCUCAUGGGAGUGGAAAUAUGCCUUGAAGUAGGGUCAGGGUCUGGAGUGGUGUCUGCAUUCCUAGCCUCUAUGAUAGGCCCUCAGGCCUUGUACAUGUGCACUGAUAUCAACCCCGAGGCAGCAGCAUGUACCCUGGAGACGGCACACUGUAACAAAGUCCACAUUCAGCCUGUGGUUACAGACUUGGUCAAAGGCUUGCUACCAAGAUUGAAGGGAAAAGUUGAUCUUCUGGUGUUUAAUCCCCCCUAUGUAGUGACUCCAUCUGAAGAGGUGGGAAGUCAUGGAGUAGAAGCUGCUUGGGCCGGUGGCAGAAAUGGUCGAGAAGUCAUGAACAGGCUCUUCCCACUGGCUCCAGAUCUUCUGUCACCAGGAGGAUUAUUCUAUUUAGUUACCGUUAAAGAAAAUAAUCCAGAGGAAAUUUUGCAAACAAUGACAACGAAGGGUCUGCAAGGAACUGUUGCACUUUCCAGGCAAGCAGGCCGAGAGACCCUCUCAGUCCUGAAGUUCACCAAGUCCUAACGUGCCUUGUGUGCUGCGUAUUGUACUCAGUAUGCAUACGUUGAUCAUAUAGAUUGUGUUGAAUGUAUAUAUAAAUAUAUGGAGAUAGAAGCUGAAUGUAUUCAGCAUGUUUUGAAACUGAAGUAAUUUCUUGGUUAACAAGUAUAAAACUGUUAGGUUAUAUGAAAAAGGUAGAAGGGUAUAGCAUUCCCUUUUAUCCAGGAGUCAAGUCUAUGGAAAUUUUUACAUAAGUGCAAGUAAAUGCAUAUGUAAUAUAUAUUAUUUGUAUUUUAUAUAUAAAAGCUAAACAUGAGUGACCUGUCCAGCCACUAAACAUGAGUUAGGUCUGUGUACACUGAACCUGAAGGUGUUCAUAAUGUACCAUUGAGUGAAAAAAAGCAAAUUACAAAACAGUAUUAUCCUAUAUGUAUAAUUUUGAAAACCCAACAGAGAGGGCAUGUCCAUAUGUAUAUAUAAGUAAGUCUUAUGGGGAGCCUGGUGGCUCAGUCAGUUGACUGUCGAAUUCUUAAUUUUG